AUGUAUCCAUUUUUUAAUGUUAAUGGAUAUUCUAAUGAUUCAAGUUAUCGAAAUUAUUUAAUAGAAAAAGAAACAGUUCAUUUUACUUUUUCUAAUAUUCAACCUUAUGAGAUACCAAAACUUAUAGAAACAUGUCCAGAGAUUAUUAAUAAUGAUAAAGAAUUUAAAAUUGAAAUGGAUGUUUCUCUUUUUUCUUCAGAUGAUUUAAAAGUUACUAUUAAAGAUAAAUUUCUUCAAGUUGAUGGAAAUCAUAAAGAGAAAAAUGAUAAUUAUGGAACUAUUCAAAGAUCAUUUACUCGAAAAUACCUUCUUCCAUCAGAUGUUGAUACAGAGAAUAUUGUUAGUAAACUUACAAAUGAUGGUGUACUUACUAUUGAAGGUACUAAAAUUUUUUCUAAUGGAAAUAAAACUAUUUCCAUUGAAUGUAACAAAUAA
This is a messenger RNA of Strongyloides ratti, 435 nucleotides long. Its product is annotated as Protein lethal(2)essential for life. Bases 1 to 435 code for a protein of 144 amino acids. Gene Ontology annotation, biological process: protein refolding; IRE1-mediated unfolded protein response; response to heat. The record is from RefSeq and is a predicted model, not a curated record. The transcript is spliced from 2 exons. Gene Ontology annotation, molecular function: protein folding chaperone. NCBI's taxonomy places the organism in Eukaryota, Metazoa, Nematoda, Chromadorea, Rhabditida, Strongyloididae.